This is a messenger RNA of Leptosia nina, 513 nucleotides long. The record is from the annotation of a GenBank genome assembly. Lineage: Eukaryota; Metazoa; Arthropoda; Insecta; Lepidoptera; Pieridae.
AUGAGUUGUGCGUCCACAAACGCAGUGUUGCGAAUCACUUUGUUAAUAUUGACGUUCUUUGUGUCUUGCGCCUUCGUAGCCAGUGUGGUGUGGGUGCUACGCGCUAACAGCUCGAGCGGCCAAUAUGAGAAUUAUUACUUGUCGAGAAUUAAUAUAAGCUUAAAGGGGGACGACAAUAAUUCCGCGCCACCGCCUCCGGACCAUUACAAAGACUUGAUUAAAAUAGAGAUCGCGAUGAGACGUGUCGAGGAGAACAGUAGGAGAUUGAAAGAGUACACUAAGUCAUUGUUAUGGGAUAAUAAGGACAAGUCGCUUUGGUGUGUUUUGUUCAAAGAGAGUGAUAGAACGAUGGAUAAGCCGAUGUCUCGAGAGAAAAGUAGGCAUUCCCUUGACGAGGAUUAUAUUCGCAUUUUGAGGAAGCAGAAGAUGAGAGACGCGGUUAUACAUCUUAGACAUCACGGCGUCCAUCAUAGAGGACGUUCUGAGGUCUUGCCGAUGCCGUAUAUUAAAUAA